GACCAGCGGAGCUGAGAGCCGGCGACCAUGCACCGCGUCGGGCGGGCCCUGCUGCUGCCCCUGCAGCUCGCCCUGCUGGUGGCGGCGGGGGCCGGGACGCGCGUGAGCGCACCGCGGAGCCUGGCGUGGGGCCCGGGGCUGCAGGCUGCCGCCGUCCUGCCCGUGCGCUACUUCUUCCUGCAGUCGGUGGACUCGGACGGCCGGAACCUCACUAGCUCGCCGCCAGGUCAAACACAGUUCAAAGUAGUGGUAAAAUCCCUUUCACCUAAAGAGCUGGUCCGUAUUUAUGUCCCUAAACCUUUGGACAGAAAUGAUGGAACAUUUUUGGUGAGAUACAGGAUGCACGAGACUGUCCAUGAGGGACUCAAGAUAGAGAUUCUCUAUGGUGGUGAACAUGUGGCUCAGUCUCCCUAUAUUUUAAAAGGACCCGUGUACCAUGAGUACUGUGACUGCCCAGAAGACGACCCUCAGGUUUGGCAGAAAACUCUGUCUUGUCCAGCCAAUGAACCACAGAUCGAGCAGGAUUUUAUUUCCUUUCCCAGCAUUAAUCUCCAGCAGAUGUUGAAGGAGGUCCCCAAAAGAUUUGGGGACGAGCGGGGUGCUGUUGUUCAUUACACAAUUCUCAGUAACCACAUCUACCGGAGAUCUCUGGGGAAAUACACAGACUUCAAGAUGUUCUCUGAUGAAAUUUUGCUUUCACUUGCAAGAAAGGUCAACCUCCCAGAUUUAGAAUUUUAUAUUAACCUUGGAGAUUGGCCCUUGGAGCACCGAAAAGUCAAUGACACCCCCGGCCCUAUACCUAUCAUUUCCUGGUGUGGUUCCUUAGACUCAAGAGACAUCAUCCUUCCAACGUAUGAUGUCACCCACUCUACACUCGAAGCAAUGAGGGGUGUCACAAAUGAUCUCCUGUCUGUUCAGGGAAACACAGGGCCUUCCUGGAUCAAUAAAACAGAGAAAGCUUUCUUCCGAGGUAGAGAUAGCCGGGAGGAGAGGCUGCAGUUGGUACUUCUGGCCAAAGAAAAUCCACAGCUGCUAGAUGCAGGAAUUACAGGAUAUUUCUUUUUCCAAGAGAAAGAAAAAGAGCUUGGAAAAGCCAAGUUGAUGGGUUUCUUUGAUUUCUUUAAGUACAAGUACCAAGUGAACGUGGAUGGAACUGUGGCUGCGUACAGGUAUCCAUACCUUAUGCUGGGCGACAGCCUGGUCCUGAAGCAGGACUCACCGUAUUACGAACACUUCUAUGUGGGACUAAGGCCGUGGAAACACUAUGUUCCCAUUCAAAGAAACCUCAGUGAUUUACUAGAGAAAGUGAAAUGGGCCAAGGAAAAUGAUGAAGAAGCAAAGAAGAUUGCGAAAGAAGGGCAGUUAACUGCUAGGGACCUGCUCCAGCCGCCCAGGCUUUACUGCUACUAUUACAAAGUACUGCAGAAAUAUGCUGAGCGCCAGGCCAGCAAGCCCACGAUCCGUGACGGGAUGGAACUUGUUCCCCAGCCGGAUGAUGGCACAUCCAUUUGCCAGUGCCACAGGAGGAGGCCUGAGAGGGAAGAGCUUUAAGGAGACCCCGCUUCACACUCUUUGUAUGCCAGCUGCGUCUUUAAGACUUGUGAAAGAUGCUAGGCUGUAAAGAAACAGGGAAACCAGGCCGGUGACUUUUGCUUACACUGCAAUCCUGGCACAGUGGAAGCAGAGGCAAGAGGAUUUCAACACUGCAAAGCCUACCUGAGAUUUGUGGUGACUUCCAGGCCAGCCCAGACUACCCAGUUGGAUCUUAUCAAAAAGCCAGAACAAAAAAAGAAAUGUAGAGAAAUGCUAAGUAUUUAAUCCCACACUCAAGAGACUAAGUCAGAAUCAUGAGUUUCAUUCAGUGUUACCAAAUACCUUUGGAACUGCUUGCUUGAGCCCCCUAGUGGAUAAAGAGAGUCAUAAGUCACUGGGGGGUCUGUGGAGGGCACAGUCACAUGCACUGGCUUGUUUCUAUCUUUAUCAAAGAUAAAAAGUCACUUUCAAUUACUUUUACAUCCAAUUAUGAAAGUGUUUGAGGAGGUUUGAAUUUCUCCUCGUUGUGUCGCUUCUCCUUGUGUAAGCUGGUCCCUGAUGCUUGAUGACGGCGGCCUCCUUUUAGAAGAUCUGAUGAGGUUAACUAAGGAACAAGCCACUGCUAUUUAAGGUGGCAUGGAGGCUGUGGAGGAACACACCACAUCUUGUCAGCUAAGUUUUUGCCAGGACUUAAGACAGAAUUAAGGAGAAUUAAGUGUGUGUGGCAACUCACAAUCUGGCCUGUACCCCUAGUAAAGACAGCACAGCUACAGAUAUAGAUGGUGGCAUCCUGUGGCCAUUUAUGUACUGGGAAUAUAAAAAUAACAGCUAUCCAAGUGAGAUCUUUCAUUUUGUUUGUCCUUCUGAGAAUCCUUGAAAGUUGUUACAGCCAGCUUCAGGAAGCCCCCGUAUCCUGGGGUUCACUAAGAACCCAAUGACAGAGGCAGGUUCUCAGACCCUCCUGGUUCAGCAGGUUGAUAAGCAGCGUAGUGAAGCUCUUAAGAUAAAGGCUUGAAACUUGCCUCUACCUUUUAGGACAAGAUCGAAGUCUCAUACCAUAAAUUCAUUUCUGAUUCUCCAGAACAGCAUCAAUCCAAGAUGCAGUUCCUGACAGAAUGCUCUCUAAAACAAGAGCUACCCACACUCCCAGAGUAAAGGCACUCUCUGAACAGAAAUAGUCAUUUGCUCAUAUCUGUUCUCCUGAAAACCAAUAAGAACACAAGAAUUUGUAUCUCUAACUAGAUCACAGAAAUGUAUCAACAGGACAAAUAUCCCAUAUGGACGUGAGAAAAAAGGCUGCUUCCCUCGCUUCUACCUCUUUAACCACAGGUUCAGAAAGCAAAUGGUAGUUUGUUAGAGUUUUAAAUCGAUGUCGUCUGAGGCUGAAUAGUCCUAGCAGCUAAAAACAAGUUGAGACAAACUGGGCAGUUUCUAUUGACUUGUCCGAUCCCCCACGAUUCUCACUUUGAACAGUCCUACCUUGGAGCACUGCACUGGAGACAGAUUCUCCACAUGAACCUGCAGGGGACAUUUUAUAUCCAAACUGUAACAAGUCUAUUAAGAAAUUUAUCAAGUGGAGUUGUCUAGAUUUCUUGAAAUGAGUUUUAUAUGGCUUUAUGGUUCAUUAACUUGAACAUAUCUUCGGGAAACAAGCUGGAUUAAGCUGGUUCCUUUCUUUCCGACUUACCUAUUGUCCAUGUAGUAGAUUAGCCACUUUUAAUACUGAAAUUUUUAUUAAAGUAUAUCUGGCUUCAGGGGAGUAAAGAGAAGCCACCAGAAAGAGGUUGGAGGGAGAAAGGGGGACAAUGAUAUAAUCAUAUUUUAAUUUCAACAGAAAAAAAGGUUUUAUAUGACUUUUGAAAAGAGGGAUGUAAGGAUAUAAAGAUAGAGGUCUGUGCAUUUGAAUAAACUGUCAACAAUGUUGUGACUUCAAACACUGAGUGGCUGUCCGUCACCCAUCAAUUGUGAGCGCAUUGUCUCCAUAGCUACUGACGAGUUGAGGAACUGAGGACCACCAUUGAUGAGAAGAACGCAGUUUAAUUACACAGCAAUGAAAGCUUUCCAUGACUAAAGGCACAAGACAAUGUGAAGACAUUUCCUAAAAGAAAGGGUCGCGUGGAAGGAUGGCCCGACAGUGGUGGGAAGAGUACAGAGAGAGGAUUUUUACUUCUGCUUUAUACCAUUUUAUAAUGUCCAAAUUGGUUUUUAAUUAUGGCUAUAAAUCAAGUUGUAAAAUACAAAUGUCAACAUGGUAAAAGAAUAAAUGCACAGAGGGGGACUAUAA
Arvicanthis niloticus (Nile rat) is the source of this 3817-nucleotide messenger RNA. The record is from RefSeq and is a predicted model, not a curated record. NCBI's taxonomy places the organism in Eukaryota, Metazoa, Chordata, Mammalia, Rodentia, Muridae.